UAAGUUGUGAAUAAUUAACCCUCUUUCCCUCUCUUUCUCUCUCCUUUCAACUGCAAGCAUGGGUAAGCCCAGGGGACUUCGUACUGCUAGAAAGCUUCGAGUUCAUCGUAGGAAUCAAAGGUGGGCUGACAAGCAAUACAAGAAAGCGCAUCUUGGGACUGCAUUAAAGGCCAAUCCUUUUGGAGGUGCAUCACAUGCCAAAGGAAUUGUAUUGGAAAAAGUUGGUGUAGAAGCCAAGCAGCCAAACUCUGCCAUUAGGAAGUGCGUGAGGGUACAAUUGAUAAAGAACGGGAAGAAGAUUACGGCUUUUGUUCCUAAUGACGGUUGCCUGAAUUUCAUAGAAGAAAACGACGAAGUGUUGGUUGCUGGAUUUGGGCGUAAAGGUCAUGCCGUAGGAGAUAUUCCAGGUGUCAGAUUUAAAGUGGUGAAAGUAGCCAAUGUCUCCCUACUGGCUUUGUACAGUGGCAAGAAAGAGAGGCCAAGAUCAUAAAAUGAACAAAUAAUUAUUACAAUCUCUCUUGUUUGUGACAUUUUAUUUAAAAUAGAGAACUCAGUUAAUUGAAAGAAAGUAUAUUAUACA
This is a messenger RNA of Amphimedon queenslandica, 580 nucleotides long. RefSeq names its product 40S ribosomal protein S23. Lineage: Eukaryota; Metazoa; Porifera; Demospongiae; Haplosclerida; Niphatidae. Gene Ontology annotation, cellular component: small ribosomal subunit; ribosome. Gene Ontology annotation, biological process: translation. The coding region runs from base 59 to 490 and encodes 143 amino acids. Gene Ontology annotation, molecular function: structural constituent of ribosome. The record is from RefSeq and is a predicted model, not a curated record. The transcript is spliced from 4 exons.